This is a messenger RNA of Moesziomyces antarcticus, 1839 nucleotides long. RefSeq lists its product as uncharacterized. The record is from RefSeq and is a predicted model, not a curated record. The transcript has a single exon. NCBI's taxonomy places the organism in Eukaryota, Fungi, Basidiomycota, Ustilaginomycetes, Ustilaginales, Ustilaginaceae. The coding region runs from base 1 to 1839 and encodes 612 amino acids.
AUGGCGCAACCAUAUGGGCAGCAGGCCCCCCUCGCCGCCGCCAACAAGAAGCGUUCCCGCUUCCCCCAGGCUCUGCCAGAUGCUCUGCUCCAGGCGCACGCUACCUCGUCAGUCAUCCCCUCGAUCGUCAAUCCGCCCUCGCCCCAGCUCGUUCCGCGCCACUCGUCCAGCGCAAGCAGCUGGGGCAUCGAGGAUCUCUCCGACUCGGACGGCGACUACGACUGGCACUCGGCUUCCUUGCCCCCAAACGUCGCCCCGCAACCAUGGCCUGCCCACUCGAACCUCGACGAAGAAACGCACCACGACGAGCUCGCCUCGCUCGCCAGACCCGCAAAGCGUCCGCAUCUAGAAUCCCACGAGGAUCGACAGACUUUUGGCAAGCUCGCCGGCCUGCACAUCCACUCUUCUCCAGUGCCGCCGCACAUCCCAACAGCGUCUCACCAAUACGGCUUUGGAGAUCGGCCGCUCGCGCCUCGAGCCAACACGGGCCUCACCGCCGCCUUUGGACUCGCCUCCGCCGUGCCCUCCUCCCGACCGCUAGACCCCUUGGUCGCAGCCCACAUCGCCGCACCGCGCGUGCCGCCAUCGAGCCCCACAAAGCUUCCAUCCGCUCCCCUUGUUCCCGCCGCACUCGACAUGCACGCUUCCGCCGUCUACCAACAUGCCAUCGCACCGGCUCCACCCACCUCGCCCAGCCUCUCGCAGAGCGCACCAACCUUUGCCCAAUCCCACAACCAUCCUAUGCAUCAGCAUCACAAUGCAUCACUCGAUGCAGACGCUGACGCCGAGAUGAGCAUGUCGCGCCGCGUCCCAUCCAGCUUCGAAGUUGAACCCAACCGCAUCGUCGUCACCAGCUUGGACGACUCCUGCUCCUCCGAUAGUGAUGACGAAGACGGCGGCGGCGAUGACGGCCCCGCCUCGGAUCGCGACGCUGCACACCGAACCGCGCCCGUAGCCAAGCCCUCGGACUUUGUCAUCAACAACGAACUCAUCGAAAAGCUCGAGGCGCAUAGCCGAGCCGUGAUCACCGGUACCUCGCACCGCGACAAUGCCGCCUCCACCUCGCGUUCCGGCGCAGCAGCAGCGACAGGAGCGGCAGCAGCAGCCGCUCUCCCCGUCCGCUCCCGGCGCUCAGGCAGGAGAUCCGCUGGCACUCCCGCCAUCUCCGGCCUCGGCUCGGUGCUGAGCAGCCGGCGUCGCUCGAACCAAUCGAGCCCGGCCUCGUCGGGCUACGCAACUCCCAUCAACGCCGACGAUGCACGUGGCGCGCUGAUCCUCUGGAAGGAUCCCGAACAAGUGCUCAAGGCGGCCACCACCACGGCUGGCGCCUCGUCGGCUGGCGCGCACACUGCCGCCGACGCAUCCGCCCCGGCGCGCACCGGCUUCCUCGGUCAGGCGCCUGUGGCCUUUCAGUCGGGCCCAGCCUGCGUUGGCCAGGCUGGUGCGCCUGUUGGGAUGCCUUCGCCCCCGCACACGCUCGAAAGUCCGCUAUACGCACAGCAGUCGCGCCUUUCGAGCUCCUACUUUCCAGAGCCCUCGGUGCUCGAGGCGCGCUUUGGCGGCUCCAUAGCCGCGCCGCCGCUGCAGGGCUUCGGCACGGGCGGAUCGGCGCCAGGUUUUGUUGCGAGUGCGGCUUUUGCGGGCGCGCCUGCUGAGCCUCACUACGGCGAGCGCCACUACGGCCACCACUACGGCUUGCCCGAGCCAGCGCAUUCGAACCUCGCACCGCACAUGCACGUGUUUUCGGCCGCCUCAUCGCGCACCAACGCUGCGGGCGCCCAGCCUGUCGAUCUGUCCGGUUGCCUGGGUGCUUCGGAAGAGAUGGAGCUCGACAGCUGA